Molecule: messenger RNA, 2119 nt
Organism: Paramecium sonneborni
Lineage: Eukaryota; Ciliophora; Oligohymenophorea; Peniculida; Parameciidae
Source: the annotation of a GenBank genome assembly
AUGAGCGUUAAAAAACAAUCAUUUGCAGGAAGUACAACAGAUUAUUCAGAAGCAAUUUUUUAACCAAAUUUUAUUUAGAGAAACUAAAGUUUAAACUAGAAUUAUUAAUUAACAGGUUAAAAUCAAUAGUUUGUUCCAUAGUAAGGAUUUCAAAACUAAAGGGUUUCAUUUGGUUAAGGAGAUAUAAACUAAGGUCAAUAAACAAUGGGAAAGUAGAGAUGUGAUUACAAUGGUUAUCAUUAAUAUCCUGUAACAGAUUUGAAUAGUACAUUUACAAUGUUACCGAAAGUAUUUGAAAUGGAUUAAGACUUUUUACCUCAAGAAAUACUGUUUUUAUUAUCAGAAGAAAAUAAUCAUCUAGAUAAAUUUAAGAAAAAGGUUGAUAGAGAGAAAGAAAAGAUAAAGAGAGAUAUAAAUGGAAUAAAGAAUGAGAUGUAAAAUAUGAUAGAAGAUCUUGGAGUUCAAAUGUAAUAAUUUGUAGAUGAUCAUUAUAAACGAUAUUUAAAAGUUUAUGCUGAUUUUAAGGAGGGUGUUAUUCAAUUUAAAAAAACAAAAUUAGAAGCUCCUUUAAAUUUAGUACCACCUCCACCUAGUAAUAAUUUAGGAGAUUGUUCAAAUGCAAAUUUAAUAAGAGAAUUGGAAGAGAUGAAAUAUUAGAAUUAUGUGAGUAAAGUGAAUGCAUAUAUAAGUAAUUUAGCAAGAUAAAGAGUUGAAUAAAUUCAAAUAAUAUCUAAAGAGUUGUUAUAACUGACAAGUUAAAAUAGUGAAUUUUACCAUUCAGAGGCUACAUUAAGACAAUUAAAUAUGAUUAAAUAAGAAGUGGAAGAAAGAUUAAUAACGAAGUUUGGUGAUAUGAGAGAUUAUAUUUUACCAUUAGAUUAUAUGGAACAAAGUUAAUAGAAAUAAAGUAAUAUCGAAAGUAAAAGUAAACUCAAUCUAGAAACUUAAUCUCUCCCUUAAUCAGCUAUUAAAUCUAAUCCAUAUCUAAAUAUAUAGGAACCUAAACUAACUCUAAAUUUUGAGCAUCAUUUGAAUCAAUUAAAUCAAUUUAAUCAAUCUUCACAAACUAUAUAACCAUCUCCAAUUCUAUAAUUAUAAAAUAAUUUCAUAAAUACUCAUACUAUUUAAGGAAAGGUUAAUGAAUUAUAAGAAAUCUAACCAUUAGAUAUAAGACAUAAUGGAAUGAUAUUAUGUUUUACAAAUAUUAAAGAUAAUUUAAUUGCUACUGGAUCUAAAGAUACUUUCAUUAACAUUUGGGAUGGAUCAUCCCUAUUAUCCAAAUUAGAAGGACACACUGAUGGAGUUUGUACAUUAACUGUUAUUAAAGCUAAUAAUGUACCAUUCUUCUUAGCAUCUGGAAGUGAUAAUGGAGAUAAAUCUAUUAAAAUAUGGAAUUUGUCUACUUUGAAAGAACAUAAUACUUUAAUGGAACAUUAAGCUGCAGUUGUUGCAUUAUUAUCAUUAGAUGAUGGAUAAACACUUGUUAGUGGAUCAUAUGAUAAAUCAUUGUUGAUUUGGAAUAUUGAUAAAACUUAAUCUAUAUAAAAAUUAAUAGGACAUACAAAUGCAGUCACUUGUUUAACUUUAGCCAAAGGUAGAUUUAUUUCAGGAGGAUUAGAUUAAAAUCUUAUUGUAUGGAAAAUUAUAAAAAAUGCAUAAGGAUAGUUUCAAUAAGCAUAAUUAGAAAGAUCUAUAAAGAAUUAAACUCUUGUCUGUGCUUUGAAUGUUGUUUAACUAUAAAAUAACUAGACUAAAAUCAUUAGUGGAGGUAAGGAUGGAAAAAUAAGAGAGUUUGAUAUCAAUAGUGGAGAACUCUUAUCAUCAUAACAAGUAGCUAAUGGACCUAUUGUAGAAAUGAUUAUUGCAUAAGAUUAUGUUAAUUAUUCUAUUAUAUCCAUGUCAAAUAAAGUAAAUUAAUAUAUAUAUUUUAUAGGAUAGAAAUCUAGUAAUUACUACUUAGGGAAUAAAUAAAGUCUUAGAUACAAAUGAUUAAGUUUUUAUUGAAUUUGGAUGUGGAGUAUAUCCAAAAAUGGAAGUUACUGAUAGAGCUGGAUAAUUAUAGUUAAAUAUCCUCUCUUAAAAAUAAGAUGUUUAGAAAAUAUUUAAAUAUAUCAUCUGA